AUGCAAGCUGUCGAGCCAAAGUUGGUGGGUCCAACACUGCCACCGUCUCUCCAAACACCAUCCUCAUCGUCGCCACCGUCGCCAGUCCACUUCCAGCAACUCCGCUCGAUUCCCUCUUCACCGCAAUCAUCUCAACAAUCAUCGGCACCUUCUCAAGCACCACCUGUCGAGUCUCCAGAUGGUGGGAAGAGCAAGGAAAAUGAGAAUGGAGCCGAAAAUCAACACCAGCCGCCACGACCGAUGCUCCAUCCGCACAUGAUCAAAUCUGAAGCGGCCGAUUAUCGCUAUUCACCGGAAUUGAAACCGAAUACGAUUUUCGGUGCUCAGGGAGACCACCCAUCGCACGCAUUCGCCAAAAUGCUCACUUGUGUCAUUGAUCCGAAUCAGGUUAACAUGUCUGGAAUGAUGCCGCACGCGUCGGCUUUCGCAGCCAUGCAUAAUCAUCAUCAGUACGAGUCUAAACCGUUGCAGGUUUCAGCACAAAUAGAAGUGAUACCGUGCAAAGUGUGUGGUGACAAGUCGUCCGGAGUGCACUAUGGAGUCAUCACGUGUGAAGGGUGUAAAGGAUUCUUCCGGCGUAGUCAAUCGUCAAUCGUCAACUACCAGUGUCCUCGUCAGAAGAAUUGCAUUGUCGACAGAGUCAACCGCAAUCGUUGUCAAUAUUGUCGUCUGAAGAAGUGCAUCGAGUUGGGAAUGUCUCGCGACGCGGUGAAAUUCGGCAGAAUGUCGAAAAAGCAGCGAGAAAAAGUCGAAGAUGAGGUUCGGAUGCACAAGCAGCUCGCGGAAGCCAGUGGUCUUGGAUAUCACAUUUACGGUGACUACUCGCCGCCACCAUCCCAUAACUACAUCUUUGAUCAAAGCAUGUACGGUCACUAUCCAUCGGGCACGUCGACCCCGGUCAACGGCUACCCAAUCGCCAUGCCUGCCACCCCGGUCACCCCAAUGCCUCAAAACAUGUACGGAGCAAAUCCAUCAGUUGCCACCGGUUCUCACUACGUUGCUCAUCAAGCCACAGGAGGAUCGUUCCCAUCUCCACAAGUUCCUGAAGAAGACGUCGUGUCUCGAGUGAUCUCCUCGUUUGAUCAACAACAUCUCGACUAUCGAACCAACAACGCCGUGUGCGAAGUUGACCCGGAGACGUUCAGCCGUUUGGACAGGGCUGAUGGUUGGGAGUUGUUCUCGCUUCAGUUGGAUCCGCUUGUCAAGACGAUCAUUGAGUUCGCGAAGUGUGUCGAUGGAUUCAUGAAUCUCCCACAAGAGACACAAAUUCAGUUGCUCAAAGGAAGCGUCUUCGAAUUGUGUCUUAUCUUCGCUGCCAUGUACUACAAUAUGGACACACAUGCAGUUUGUGGAGAGAGAGGAACGAUUCCAUUCGCUUGCGUUGUCACUGAAGACGUUGAUGAGAUGAACCUGAUCAACGAGAUCCAUGGAACUCUUCACGACAUCGUUGCUCUCCAACCAAACACAUCGGAGUUGGCUCUCAUGGCGGCUGGUCUUCUUCUCGAGCAAGCAACAACGUCUUCUUCUUCUUCCAACGGACAAGGAGAUCCAUCGACUUUGGCGACAGCUGAAUUGUUGAAAACUGCACUGCAUCAGAGUAUGGUUGCGAGAACCGGAUGCAUGGAUACGACGAUCACUCGGAUUCAAGACGUUGAGCAGAAGAUUAGGCAGACGGCUCGUUUGCAUCAGGAGGCUCUGACCAAGUUCCGCCUGUCGGAUCCACGAGCAUCGGAGAAACUUCCGGACCUGUACAAAGAGCUAUUCACAGCGGAUCGACUUUCACCAACGAUAUAA
Molecule: messenger RNA, 1794 nt
Organism: Caenorhabditis briggsae
Lineage: Eukaryota; Metazoa; Nematoda; Chromadorea; Rhabditida; Rhabditidae
Gene: Cbr-nhr-23
Product: Protein CBR-NHR-23
Exons: 7
Coding region: 1-1794 (597 amino acids)
Biological process (GO): regulation of transcription by RNA polymerase II
Cellular component (GO): nucleus
Molecular function (GO): RNA polymerase II cis-regulatory region sequence-specific DNA binding; zinc ion binding; nuclear receptor activity
Source: RefSeq, a predicted model, not a curated record